Messenger RNA from Parastagonospora nodorum SN15, 696 nucleotides. RefSeq lists its product as hypothetical. The record is from RefSeq and is a predicted model, not a curated record. Lineage: Eukaryota; Fungi; Ascomycota; Dothideomycetes; Pleosporales; Phaeosphaeriaceae. The transcript has 3 exons. Bases 1 to 696 code for a protein of 231 amino acids.
AUGUCACUCCAGAAAGUCGCUCUCAUCCUCGGCUCUGGCCCCAAUGUUGGCCGCCAUAUAUCCCGAGCUUUCGCUGCGAAAGGAUACAAGGUCGCACUGGCAUCGCGAAGCUUCAAGAAAGAGGACAAUGAGACUGGUCUAACGCAUUUCCAAGCCGACUUGUCGGACCCUGAAUCCGUUCCGCAGCUAUUCGCCAAAGUACAGCAGGAUCUCGGAGCCCCAAGUGUCGUUGUCUACAACGGUCAGUACAAGGGAAUCGGCACUCAGUUUUCUGGCGCAUACACUCUGCCUGAUGCGCAGGACCCAUUCUCGAUACAUCUUAACAACUUUGUGAAAGACCUCAAUGUUAACACCACCAGCGUCUUUGUGGCGAUCAAAGAAGCAUUGGCAUCUUUCGCAAAGCUCCCCGCCUCAGCCUCCAAAACAUUCAUCUUCACCGGCAAUGCCAUGAACACCGAUUUGAUCGUUCUUCCGCUCACUGGUGCGGGUGCCGGCAAGGCGGCAUCUGCUCAUUUGAUCCACGCUGCGUCCGUGGCAUUCUACUACGCCGAUGAGAGAAAGGAAGACGGGACGCCGGUAUACAGAGAAAUCAGUGGAGAGGCGCAUGCGACGCAUUAUUUGAAACUGACGGAGGACGAAGAACAGGGACCGUGGCAGCAGACAUUCGUGCGCGGCCAGGGAUACAAGAGCUUUUGA